GGUUUCGUGCCGAGACUUGCCUCAGAGGUCAUAACAACCGUGGUCUACUACUCAGUGUGUCGGUUCGUGCGUCGCUGGAUUUUCGGAGUGAAUAAGAAACCUACUGCAGCCAUCAACACAAUCCAAGUACUGACAUUUUUUGCUUUACGCAACUACGUCUACUCUCUUGAAUCCUAUCGAUUAUUUUCAUUGCAGCUGGCCGGUUGUAUCAUGACGGUACGGAAUGCCAAGUUGGUCGGUGCAACCGAGGCGAACUCAUUCUCUGGCUGGCGUGAUUGUGAACGUUUCCUCACCAAAUCCGGCCAAUCGAAUCGCGGUUGGUUCCCGUUCCUCCGUAGUCACAUACAACCGAAAGAUCUGCCCGAUUAG
Molecule: messenger RNA, 369 nt
Organism: Echinostoma caproni
Lineage: Eukaryota; Metazoa; Platyhelminthes; Trematoda; Plagiorchiida; Echinostomatidae
Source: the annotation of a GenBank genome assembly